ACAUCGCACCCACUUCAAAAGUUAUUCAGGCUCGAAGUGGACGUGAUCAAGAGACAGCGAUCGUUCAACGAGAUACAGACUCACGUCCCGAGGCAUUCUUUGGAUGUGUAACCUUUAAGAAAACAGAAACGGUGGGAGUGGGAGUAAUUGGAUACACUGUGGGUAUCCACGUAGGGGAAAUAUUCUUUGACAUACCGGAAUUCAUCUGAUACUAUAAUAAUAUCAUAACUGACCUGCACACAACAGGUGAAUUACUUAAAAUUGAACUGAUCUAAUAAUCAGCGUUUUAUCCUGUAUUAAACGGACUUGAAUCUAUUCCCUUAGAAUGAGUACAUUAGCGGCACAGAUUGCGGCCACACUUAUAUUUAUGUGGGGAUAUUGUGCGCUGUGUGAGUCCUUUUUUACCAACUUCACGUUUAACGAGGACUUGCACUCCAGCUUCGUGGAGCGGCGCCUCCGCAGUCAAGAGCGCAGGGACAUGCAGCGAGAGAUCCUUUCCAUCCUGGGACUACCGCACCGGCCGCGGCCGCAUCUCCAAGAGAAGCGCAGCGCUGCGCCCCUCUUCAUGCUGGAUCUGUACAAUGUCAUCUCCACCGACGGACGGCAGGACCUGAAGCCGUACAAGCCCGUCUUUACCACCCAAGAACCGCCGAUCGCCUCUCAACAGGACAGCAACUUUCUCAGCGAUGCCGACAUGGUCAUGAGUUUUGUCGACUUGGUGGAGCAUGACAGGAAGUCCUUCCCUGUGCGGCGUCACCACAGGGAGUACCGCUUCAACCUGUCACAGGUCCCCGAGGGGGGCUCCGUCACCGCCGCAGAAUUCCGCAUCUACAAGGACUUUGUCCACGAGCACUUUGAGAAUGAGACCUUCCGCGUCAGAAUCUACCAGGUGCUGCAGGAGCACGCAAACAGGGAGCCUGAAUUACUGCUGCUGGACUCACGAGUCACCUGGGCUGCCGAAGAAGGUUGGCUGGUGUUUGACAUCGCUGCCACCAGUGAGCACUGGUCCAUCCACCCAGGAUGGGACCUGGUCCUGCAGCUGGCCUUGGAGAGCAUGGACGGUCGGAGUAUGAACCCCAAGCUGGCUGGGCUGGUGGGCCGCAGUGGACCCCAAAACAAACAAGCCUUUAUGGUGGCCUUCUUCAAAGCUGCCCAGAGCCGCUCACGCAGAGCCCGUUCUGCUGGCCCCAAGCAGCGGGGCCCCGGCCGGCCCAAGGUCCCCAAGAACCAGGAGGCACCGAGAGGCACCAGCACUGCAGGAAACAGCAGCACAGAUCAGAAACAGGGCUGCAAGAAGCACGAGCUCUUUGUCAGCUUCAGGGACCUGGGCUGGCAGGAUUGGAUCAUCGCGCCAGAGGGCUACGCUGCCUACUACUGUGACGGCGAGUGUGCCUUUCCCCUCAACUCGUACAUGAACGCCACCAAUCACGCCAUCGUGCAGACGCUGGUCCACUUUAUAAACCCAGAGACGGUGCCCAGGCCCUGCUGUGCCCCCACUCAGCUGCACGCCAUUUCUGUUCUCUAUUUCGACGACAGCUCCAACGUCAUUCUGAAGAAGUAUCGCAACAUGGUAGUGAGAGCUUGCGGCUGCCAUUGACAGAACUGCCGGUCAUCACCUGAUAGUACCGUGAUUCAGUGGGACAGGUUGGGAUACAAAGAGAGCAGACUUCCUCCCAGCGGUGGACCAUAGACUCAAAGAGCCCUUACCCACAAUUUACAGGAUGUCAGACGGUUACGUGCAGUCUUGUUGCCCACAAGGAGGUUGGACAGUUGAUCUUUGCGGGGUGGGCAGUGUGGAUACACCAAUACAUGGAGAACUUUUGAAGAUCGCCCAGUUCAUCUCUCUCAGAUGUAUGGGACUUGAACGUGUCAUGUGACCUACUUGCCUUUUCCAACUGACCAAUGAGAAUGAGCACUGUUGAUGACAGGCAUCCCAUUUGAUGGCUCAGGAUCAUGAAGUGGGGAAUUAUUAUUAUUAUUAUUAUGGUGGUCUGGUGGUUAGAGGCAUUGUUUUACAGGAGUGAGCUUACUGUAUUAAG
This is a messenger RNA of Brienomyrus brachyistius, 2039 nucleotides long. RefSeq names its product bone morphogenetic protein 7-like. Gene Ontology annotation, molecular function: cytokine activity; growth factor activity. Bases 326 to 1597 code for a protein of 423 amino acids. The record is from RefSeq and is a predicted model, not a curated record. Gene Ontology annotation, biological process: SMAD protein signal transduction. The transcript is spliced from 7 exons. Lineage: Eukaryota; Metazoa; Chordata; Actinopteri; Osteoglossiformes; Mormyridae. Gene Ontology annotation, cellular component: extracellular region.